This is a messenger RNA of Verruconis gallopava, 1689 nucleotides long. RefSeq lists its product as uncharacterized. The coding region runs from base 84 to 1604 and encodes 506 amino acids. The transcript has 2 exons. The record is from RefSeq and is a predicted model, not a curated record. NCBI's taxonomy places the organism in Eukaryota, Fungi, Ascomycota, Dothideomycetes, Venturiales, Sympoventuriaceae.
UAUAAAUAAAGGCGAGGAGCCCGUUAGAUGAUUAUGAUCGAUCAAACUCAAAUUCCAGCUUCAAUUGUUUUCAAUCACCAACUAUGAUGUCGAAACAGAGUCCUGUGACAAGCAGCCGUCUUUGGCAUUUGUGCAUUCUGCCACAACACUGCGACCGGCGAUUCUAUGGUGUGUACGGUCGACUUAUGCAAUUCGGUGGUACCACUGCUUCUUUUAAGCUAGACGACCUUUCCGUCGAGCACCUGAUGUUGUAUUUUUCAACUGUGCUCCAAGGUAUCCAAAAUGUUUUCCCUGAUAUGUUUUUGGACAGCUCAAUCAAAUCGAGGCUUGAACACAUGGUCAUCCAGGUAGUCGAACCUGAAGACAUGCGGCGUAUUCGAGAUAUAUCUGACGAUACACAAACUGCCGCCCAUCUUACCGAUAGAUCCGCUGCGAUGGUCGUGCGAUUAAUUCUGAGCGAAUUUCUUCCUCGUCCAGUGGUUGAAAAUAUGGUUGAGGAUUACUUCCCAGAGGAUACCAGCGACCUCGAAGAUACGAUGACUACGGCAUACGAUCGCUACCGGCGCGCUGAUGGAAUUUAUGCUCUCAAGGAAUUGUUUAGUUCUGUCCCUUUUUCUGAGGAUAUGGCCACAGACACAGGUUUCUCCGGCAAGAGAAAAGGUGCUAAAACUGACAGCUCCUAUGUCAACACCAGCAAUGGAAACAACCAUGGAAGAGACUUUAGCAUUAUUCUUGACCCCCAUGUCUACAAUGUCAACACUUCGUCCAGUCCUGUCAACCCAAAUGAUCUAAGCAGACCUGCUGUGGUAACAGCAGUAGAUGGUGGAGGAGUUGCUGGACUUGUUCGCGGUUUCCAUUUCGACCAAUCUGACGAAUCGGCUACGGAAAUACUGGACGACGGUUCAGUUGAUGGAAUUCGCAAGGAAUAUACUUUCGCGAUUAUUCGAGGUGUCCCCGUCCGUGGUUUUGCUAUCAUCAAUGGCGGACAUGCUCAGCUUCAGCUGAGUCAGCAAGGCAUCGAAUGUGUGCGACGCCUUAUCUAUGAGCUGCUUCAGCAUAUGCCAGGUCUGGAGGAGUGUCAUCUGCCGAGUUCGAGUCCAAGUUUGCUUCGCGUGGAGCAGCUUCUCCAAAAUAUGAAGAUCGAAUUGACUGAAGAAGAUCUGAUUCAGCGCAUUGAGAAUGCCUCGGAUACAGAUUUGAUACCAUGGGCAACAGAAACCACCAUUUGGGCCAUCCAACAAUGCAUUUUAUCUCCAUGGUUAUGCGAGAUUGUGAGGCCGAAGCACCCUGCCGGCAGGGUCACUUUUCCGCUUCCCGGAGAAGACCCUGAGUUACAGCAAUCCCGUAAUAACAGCGCUGACCCGUGGGAUCAACUUUCAGAGGACUUACAUACAGCUAAUAUGUCACUGAAGCGUUUGGUGGAUUUCUUGACAAUGUUGCCUCAUACGCAAACGGACUUGGUGCUAGAUUUUGCUUGUGCGGGAGCGCUAAGCUCGGUUUCAACUAUUCAACGCAAGCUAACUUACUUCAGGCGCAUAGGACUAAAGCUCACCCCUCAGGAUAUUACCAAUAUUGAAAACGCAAAGAAGAGCACAAGGAGGUAGCGCGCGACGCGAAAGAUGCUAAAUGUACUACGCAGCAGAAGAUAGAUUAAUGGCAAUAUUCCUGCGGGUUUAACCGAUCGCAUAA